Stegastes partitus (bicolor damselfish) is the source of this 2343-nucleotide messenger RNA. RefSeq lists its product as uncharacterized. The record is from RefSeq and is a predicted model, not a curated record. Lineage: Eukaryota; Metazoa; Chordata; Actinopteri; Pomacentridae. The transcript is spliced from 13 exons. The coding region runs from base 6 to 1841 and encodes 611 amino acids.
CAGUGAUGUCUGCUUUCUCCACCAGGUGUGCUGUGAUCACAAGGAUCUCGCCAGGUGCCGUCGCCGAGUUCAGCUGCAACGGGAUGGACGGCCGCUACGUGAACAUCGUCAUCCCGGACAGAGAAGAGUUCCUGACUCUGUGUGAGGUUGAGGUGUACGGCUCACGACUGCUGGAAGAAAGCGUUUGCUUUGUCUACACGUCCAGAAUGAUGAAACUGAGUGUUUUCCUUCUGCUGCUCCUGCCGGCGAUGAGCUCGACAUACACUUACAAAAACUUGGCCUUGCGUGGAAAAGCCACCCAGUCAGUGCGUUAUUAUCACAUACUGGCAGCUGCCUCCAAUGCAAUCGAUGGAAACCGUGACUCGACCUUCUCGCACGGCUCGUGCACACAUACUGUGGAGGAGAACAACCCCUGGUGGAGAGUGGACCUGCUGGAGUCCUACAUCAUCACCUCCAUCAUCGUCGUCAACAGAGGAGACUGCUGUGAGCACCGGAUCAACGGGCUGAGGAUACACAUAGGCAACUCUUUGACCAACAACGGUUUAGGAAACCCAAAGGUUGGUACAAUUGCUUCAGCUGAUCUGGGAGAAGCAGUCACCGUGCGUUUCACUGAUCGUGUUGAAGGACGUUAUGUGACUUUGGCGCUAUCUGGAUCCCCAGAGUACCUUACGCUCUGUGAGGUGGAAGUCUACGGGUACCCUGCCCCAACUGAAGAGAAUCUUGCACCACAAGGAAAAGCCACACAGUCGUCGCUGUAUUCAUUUGGCGUGGCAGGAAAUGCCAUAGAUGGGAAUCGUGCCAGUAAGUGGGAAAGCGGCUCCUAUCAAAUCAGGGUUUGGAAGCUUCUUCUUUGUGAAAUCAUCAGACUCCUGGAAGAAAGCAUUUGCUUUGUCUGGACGUCCAGAAUGAUGAAACUGAGUGUUUUCCUUCUGCUGCUCCUGCUGAUGACGAGCUGGGCUUCCACUCACAAAAACUUGGCCUUGCGUGGAAAAGCCACCCAGUCCACGCGUUACGAGCACGUACUGGCAGCUGCCUCCAAUGCAAUCGAUGGAAACCGUGACUCGACCUUCUCGCACGGCUCGUGCACACAUACUCCUGAGGAGGACAAACCCUGGUGGAGAGUGGACCUGCUGGAGUCCUACAUCAUCACCUCCAUCAUCGUCGUCAACAGAGGAGACUGCUGUGAGCACCGGAUCAACGGGCUGAAGAUCCACAUAGGCAACUCUUUAACCGACAACGGUUUAGUCAACCCAGCGGUUGGUACAAUUGCUUCAGCUGGUCUGGGAGAAGCAGUCACCGUGACUUUCACUGAUCGUGUUGAAGGACGUUAUGUGACUUUGGCGCUAUCUGGAUCCCCAGAGUACCUUACGCUCUGUGAGGUGGAAGUCUACGGGUACCCUGCCCCAACUGAAGCGAAUCUUGCACUCCAAGGAAAAGCCACGCAGUCGUCAUUGUUUUCAUUUGGCAUUGCACUAAACGCCAUAGAUGGGAAUCAAGACGGCAAGUGGGAAAGCGGCUCCUGCUCACACACGAACAGCGAGCUCAACCCCUGGUGGCGACUGGAUCUGCUCAAAACACAUAAAGUGUUUACCGUCAAGGUGGCCAACAGAGAUUCUUUCUCAGAACGACUCAAUGGAGCCGAGAUCCGCAUCGGAGAUUCUCUCCAGAACAAUGGCAACAACAACGCCAGGUGUGCUGUGAUCACAAAGAUCCCCGCAGGCACCGUCGUUGAGUUCAACUGCAACGGGGUGGACGGCCGCUACGUGAAUAUCGUCAUACCUGGCAGAGAAGAGUACCUGACUCUGUGUGAGGUUGAGGUGUACGGCUCACGGCUGAAUUAAGACCUACACGUACUCAAAAAAAAAUAAAAUAAAAUCAUAGCUUAAGCUUCAGUAUGAGCAGAAAAAAUGUAACAUACAGGGAAACAAAAGGGCCCAAUUUGAACUCACUGAAUUUAUUGACUCGGUGAAUCCCCAGACGUUUUUCCUCUACGACUGUGGGAUUUUAUCUUAGAGUUGUGUAAAUGCCAUUGAGGCCCUGUGUUGGUUCUGAUGUGUCAGGUUUUUAGCCCACAGCUUGGUGAAAUAAAAAACAUUUUGACAAUUCAUACAAUAUAAUACUUUGGAAGAUAAAUAUAGUGCAAUUCUAGGAGCUCGUCUCUUCCCACAGCUGAUUGUAUAACUCCAAUGCCAGUCUGCCUACCUUGUAUUUUAUGUUUCAGCUCCGAACGCUGUUGAUGAGUUUUAACGCUGAACUGUUCAUCGAUGUAUCGUCACUACACCUGCUGCAGCAUAAAUCUCUGUCUACAACACCUGAAAUACUAUUAAAUCAUUUAUGCAGCCA